Molecule: messenger RNA, 342 nt
Organism: Cajanus cajan (pigeon pea)
Lineage: Eukaryota; Viridiplantae; Streptophyta; Magnoliopsida; Fabales; Fabaceae
Source: RefSeq, a predicted model, not a curated record
AUGCCCCCCGAGUCCAUCGACAGCUUCGGCACCCUAGUCAGGAGAUUCACCGUGCAAUACGCGACGAGCCGACCUCAUCACGUCACUUCAGCCGCCUUGGCCAGUCUCAGGAAAAACGACGACGAACCACUUCGGGCAUUCAUGGAACGGUUCGCUGCCACCUCGAUCAAGAUCAGAAACCUGAAUCCCGAGGUCGCCCUACAUGCCAUGCUCAUGGCACUCAAACCCGGGCCAUUUGUCGACAGCCUGUGUCGUGAAUCCCCCCGCGACAUGGACGAGUUCCGCGCCCGCGCUUCUUUGACCGAGAGGGUUUUUAACGAGGCACAAAAAAACGAUCAAUAA